AUGCCAUCUGCUGUCCGUUUCCACGGCCGCGGAGAUAUCCGCGUAGACCAUCUGGAGGAACCAAAAUGUGGAAGAGGCGAAAUAAAGUUAAAGCCAGCGUUCGCGGGGAUCUGCGGGAGUGACCUUCAUGAGUACACUGGCGGGCCUGUUUUAGUCCCCGAGGAGGAACACCCCUUGACACAUCAAACAUACCCCGUCACUCUGGGACAUGAAUUCAGCGGUACGAUUGUUGCCGUGGGAGAAGGCGUAGAAGGAUUCAGUCCCGGCCAAAGAGCCGUGGUGCGGCCGACUAUCUACGACACGGAAUGCUCCGCUUGCCGGGACGGGUGUGAACAAUGCUGCACAAAUAUUGGGUUUAUUGGGCUUAGUGGGUAUGGUGGAGGCAUGUCCAGGUAUAUCGUUGCUCCAGCAGGGCAUUUCUAUGCGCUCCCGGAUAGCAUCUCGUUCGAGACUGCCGCUCUGAUCGAGCCAUUGGCUGUUGCAUGGCAUGCCGUCAAUAUAUCACCUAUGAAACCGGACAACAAUGUCUUGGUCCUUGGGGGUGGGCCUAUUGGAAUUGCAAUUAUUCAAAUCCUGAAGCUCAAGGGUGCAAAAAACAUAAUCCUGGUUGAAUUGAUGGAGAAACGCAAAAAGCUUGCAGAGACUUUUGGCGCUACACAUACCCUCGAUCCGCGCGAGGUGGACAUCCCAAAAGAAGCACAUGUCAUCACAGAAGACAAGGGGGUGGACUUGGUCUUCGAUACCGCCGGCAUUCAAGGAGCGCUAAACGGAGUCAUCCCUGCUUGCAAGGCACACGGGACCAUCGUCAACAUCGCAGUUUGGGAGAAGUCACCGAAUGUGCAAGUGAAUGAUCUCAUGUAUCAUGAGAUCAAUUACAUGGGCGCGGCAUUAUAUGACGAGAAUGCGUUCACGGAGGUUAUUGAAGCACUUGCUGAGGGGAAACUUCAGCCGCAAAAAAUGAUUUCAUCUAUAAUCCAUCUGUCCGAUGCGGUUGAAAAGGGAUUUCAAGAAUUGAUUGACCACCGGGACCAGCAUUGCAAAAUUUUGAUUAAUUCACAGGCUUGA
Molecule: messenger RNA, 1065 nt
Organism: Penicillium chermesinum
Lineage: Eukaryota; Fungi; Ascomycota; Eurotiomycetes; Eurotiales; Aspergillaceae
Product: 2,3-butanediol dehydrogenase
Exons: 5
Coding region: 1-1065 (354 amino acids)
Molecular function (GO): zinc ion binding; oxidoreductase activity
Source: RefSeq, a predicted model, not a curated record